Molecule: messenger RNA, 803 nt
Organism: Vicia villosa (hairy vetch)
Lineage: Eukaryota; Viridiplantae; Streptophyta; Magnoliopsida; Fabales; Fabaceae
Exons: 3
Coding region: 105-677 (190 amino acids)
Cellular component (GO): mitochondrial outer membrane
Molecular function (GO): ATP binding; ATP hydrolysis activity
Source: RefSeq, a predicted model, not a curated record
UGUCUGCCGUAUUUAGCUUGGCUGAUAAGCUUCAACCUGCCAUCAUAUUCAUUGAUGAAGUUGACAGUUUUUUGGGUCAACGCCGUUCAUCAGAUCACGAGGCUAUGCUAAAUAUGAAAACCGAGUUCAUGGCUCUAUGGGACGGAUUCACCACCAACAAGAAUGCUCGAGUUAUGGUACUUGCAGCAACUAAUCGCCCUUCAGAACUUGACGAAGCAAUACUCCGGCGACUUCCUCAAGCUUUCGAAAUUGGAUAUCCAAGCCGGAAAGAGAGGGCUGAGAUAUUGAAGGUUAUCUUAAAGGGAGAAAGUAUCGAAAACAACAUAGAUUUCAAUCAUAUAGCGGGAUUAUGUAAGGGUUACACUGGUUCAGAUCUAUUCGAUCUUUGCAAGAAGGCUGCAUAUUUUCCUGUUAGAGAACUACUGGAUAAUGAAAAGAGAGGGAAUCAAACUCAUGAACCUAGACCAUUAUCGCAAUUAGAUUUGGAGAAGGCCCUUGCCACUUCACAGAAGACAACGGUUGCUGCAAAUGAAUACGAUAGAAUGAACCAACAGUCAUCAUCAAGACGGACGUUUCCCGACGAGGGCGAUUUUGAUGUUCAAGCUGCAAUCAAGGAAAUCUCUAAGCUUAUGGGUUCCCACAUGAUUAACCUCCAAUUAGAUUCCCAGGAUGCUUAAAAUUGAGUUUCUUUUGAACACUCUUCUACUUCCAUUUAGUAUAGUCCAGAUUGUAACAUAACAUAAUACUCUUGUAUGACAUAAUCUAUAUUUUGCCAAAUUUUAUCAGUAAACACUGUUCGGUAA